GACGAGCAAGUUCAGUUAAUGUCUAUCGAGAUUCUUUUUCGCUGACACGAUACAAUUAUAUUCAUAUAAAAGGGGAAGUCUCGCGAGAAGUGUCACAUUCUGGUGUUCUACGGCUUACAGUAUGUGGCUACCUCUGGCACUCUUAAUUCUAGUUGGAACAGUUUCAGCCGAGUUCGAACAUGGUUGGAAGGCUGGCAACGAGUAUACCUACCUGGUACGAAGUCGCACGCUGACUGGACUCCAUAAACUGUCCGAUCAGUACACGGGUAUCCUGCUGAAGGCGCUGCUCACCGUCCAAGCGAAGGACGAUAACAUUUUGGGCGCUGUGGUGUCCAAGUGUCAAUAUGCGCGCAUCCACAAGAGGUUGCCAAACGGUUGGGACUCGGAGAUCUCCGACAACAUGUUGGAGCUCCGCGACCUCCCCAUGUCUGGCAAGCCCUUCGAGAUGAAGAUCAAGCACGGGGUGAUCAGAGACCUGAUCGUUGAGAAAGACACCCCGACCUGGGAGGUGAACAUGCUGAAGAGCAUCGUCAGCCAGCUCCAGGUGGACACUCAGGGCGAGAACGCCAUCAGAAGCAAGAGCGUCCAAGUGCCCACGGACGAGGAACCCUACGGCAUGUUUCGUGCCAUAGAGGACACCGUCGGUGGCAAAUGCGAGGUUCACUACGACAUCACGCCACUGCCGGAGCACAUGCGUCACGUCAAGCCUGAAUUGGUCCCGUUGCCCAAAUUGAAGGGCGACGGACUGCUCAUCGACAUCAUGAAGACCAGGAACUUUAGCAGGUGCGACCAGAGGGUGGACUACCACUUUGGCAUCACUGGCGCGACAAAGUGGGAGCCUGGCUCCAACAACAACGGAAGAUUCCUCACGAAAUCUUCCACGAGCAGAGUGAUCAUCUCUGGUAACCUGAAACGGUUCACCAUCCAAUCGUCAGUGACCACCAGCCAGCUGUUAGUCAGUCCUCGCUUCUACGACAACCAAAACGGCAUCGUGGUCAGCGUAAUGAACCUGACCAUCGCGAACAUGGAAAGAAUGAAGAACCCUUUGCCUUCACCGCGCCUUCGUGAGUCCACUGGCAACCUCGUCUACGUGUACAACAAUCCGUUCUCCGAGAACGAGGAACGCAGAUCCAACAAGCGAGUGGAGGCCCUCAACUCGAAUCAGAUCCUGACCUCCGACAGUAUAGACGCCGUCAGUUCCAGCGAGGAGACGCUCAAGAAGGGCGAGCACCUUCGUCGCCGCGGAUCGAAAUCGUCCAGCGCCUCUAGCAGCUCCAUCUCCAGCAGCGAGGAGCACGAAUUCUGGCAGCCCAAGCCCACGCUUGAGGACGCGCCUCGCAAUCCUUUCCUGCCCAACUUCGUCGGCUACAACGGCAAGGUGAUCGACAAAUCCGACGAAAUCAACAUGAUCAAGGCAGCCAAGGACCUCGUCGCUCAAAUGUCCAUCGAGCUCGAAGAGCCCAGCGAGAUCCCCAAUCACGAGACCCUUGCCAAGUUCACGAUCCUCAGCGAUCUGAUUCGCACCAUGAGCAGGAAGCAACUGAAGGAGGUCGAGAAGGACAUCCACAUGCCGACCAACGAGCUGAAAUCGCACGACAAGAGCCAGGCCAUCAAGAUGAACGCCUGGACUGUGUUAAGGGACGCGGUUACCCAAGCUGGAACUGGGCCAGCUCUGCUGACCAUCAAGGACUGGAUCAUCGAGAGGGACUUGGGUGGCAUGGAGGCUGCCAAUCUCCUCUCGAAACUACCAACCACUGCUCGCACACCCACCGACGAAUACAUCAAAGUCUUGCUGGAACUGGCCACCAACCCCAAAGUGAAGAACGAGAGGUUCCUGAACACCACGGCCAUCCUGGUGUUCGCUGACUUGGUACGUCUCGCCCAAGUGAACGGCAUGACCAUCCACAAUCGUUACCCAGUGCACACCUUCGGUCGUCUCACCUCCAAACACGACACGGUAGUCGUGGAGAAGUACAUCCCGUAUCUGGCUCGUGAGCUGACCAAAGCUAUCAAGGACGGCGACAGCCCACGCAUUCAGACCUACAUCGUAGCUUUAGGCAAAAUCGGACACCCCAGGGUACUCUCCAUCUUCGAGCCCUACCUAGAGGGCAAGGAAACGAUCACAGUCUUCCAGAGGACGUUGAUGGUGUCCUCCUUGAGCAAAAUGACCAUGAUGUUCCCAAAACUGACUCGUCCGAUUUUCUACAAGAUCUACCUGAACACCAUGGAGGCUCACGAAGUUCGUUGCAUAGCCGUGUUCCUCUUGAUGAAGACCAACCCUCCGUUCAGCAUGCUGCAGAGAAUGGCCGAUUUCACUAAUUAUGACACUAGCAAGCACGUCAACUCCGCUGUAAAAUCCAGCAUCAUAAGUCUCGCGGGGCUAACCAUCCCUGGCAGCGAGGACCUGGCCUACAAGGCUCGUUCCGUCAUGAACAUGCUCAAUCCUGAAGAUUACAGCUACCUAUACUCUCACAGUACCAUCUUCGACAAGGUCGCGGAAGAUCAGAACCAGUUCCACCGCAUCAUCUUGAAGUACAUCGGCAGCGAGGACAGCAUCACACCGCGUUCAAUUUACUACGGACUUUUCUCCUCGUACGGCGGCUUCAAGACACCUCCGACCGAGGUAGUAGGAAUGAUAUCCAGCAUGAAACCUAUUUUCCGUAUGUUGUUCGAUGUCAAAGACGACAAGAGUAACGAGAAACUGAAGACGGAGAAACUCGCAGAAGAGCUGAACAUCAUGCCUGAAGAGCCGAUUCCACUGGAAGGAAACAUUUUAAUCAACAGCAAAUUCGGCUCGGGCUUCUUGCCUUUCAACAAGCCGGAACUCAUCAAGAUGUUCACCGCGUUCUCAAACAAUGUGGUACAAACCAAUGGAGAUUACAAAAGUUGGAGCGAGUUUGCAUCGUACGACGUGACCCUCAGCUUCCCUACGGAGACUGGUCUGCCCUUCGUGUUCACCUUCAACAUCCCAACGCUGUGGAAGUGCAGCGGCAAGGACACGAUUCAAAUGAACCAGGGUCUGAACUUGGACGUGGAAUCCGACGUCCGUCUGCUCUUCUCGUCCAAGAUCCAAGGAAGAAUCGGUUUUGUCACACCGUUCGAGCACGAGCACUUCGUUUCUGGCGUGGACGUUAACCUCCAAACCUACGCGCCCAUCAAGGUCAAGUUGGGAGUCGACGUGGAGAAGAAGAACCUGCAAAUGAAGAUCUGGCCCCUGAAGGGCGAGGAAAAGGCACGGUUGGUGCACUACAGCGUCGUUCCGUACACCUCCAGCCACGACAUUUUCAGUCUACGUCCUCUGCUCACGGAGAAGAAUACUCAGAUUGUGCACAGCGGCGAGACAGUAAUCGUGUCCAAGCUUGUCCCAACGGAGAACAUCGAACCUUUCAGAGUGAGCCUGGAAACUGAUAAGACGGUUCCCAAGCUCUUGGACCGGUUCUGGUCUCUCGAUGGUGGGGUUAGCUUAGGGUUCCCCUGGACGGUCGUCAAUGACGUCUUCUGCAAAACUGAUCUGUUCAUGAAUCUAAAACACGAGCUGAAGGAGCCGAUGAUCUUCACCGUGGCCUUGGACACGUUGAACAUUAAACCUGGUUCAGAGGAUCUCAGACAAUGGACCCCCAUCGCUACCACCGUGGAACCAUCCGACAAGAAGGCAGACAGCGUAGACCGUAGGAAACAGUUCCUGAGGGAGGUGAGCAAAGGUGUGAAGGCAGCCAAGGCGACAGUGGUAGACCUGCAGCUGCGACUACCGGGUGAUCUCGAGUCUGACAACGUCGUCACCAUCGCCUGGACAGACAGCGCCGCCGACAACAAGGAACGAUCCCUCUUCUACUGGCACACCAAGGUGCCCAGCCUGGACAUGCAGUACGAAGUCUGCGCGGCUGCUCAGACUGUCUCCACUAGCAAUAUCCUCCCGUCCUACGAACACGUCAUGAUGACCAUCCCCAAGAAGGAAUUCGACAUCGCCGUUCGUUACGGAAAGACUUGCUCCGAGAACAAGGAGAUCAACAUCCAAGGCAAGCUCACCCAGAGCACAGAGAUGAAAGAGAAGGUCAAGACGUCCGCCAUAGUCAAGGAGUGCCAGGGACAGAUGAAGCACGGCAACAAGAUCCUCAAAGCCUGCCAGAAGGCUGCCAGUCUCGCCAUGCUGUUGGACGAGGUCGACGUUUCGCUGGACAUACCAGACAAAUCUCUUUUGGAGCUUGCCGAAACGGCCGUAGGACUCGUCGCUGUUAGUGACUACGUCGACAGUCGCAUAGCUGUCGUAAAGCCGCAGAACGCUGGCAAGAAGAAGAUCGACAUCAAAGCCAGGCUCUCGAACAAUCUCCAAUCUGCUGACGUGUUGGUGGAGACUUCCAGUAUGGACGCGAUGUUCAAUAAAAUAGACUUGAGUCCGAUGCAAAUCACCAGUGAAGACCUUGAGUCUGCCAACGGGAAUCUUAACGAAAUGAUUGACCACGGUGGACUGGACCCAUCCUGUACCUUGGACAAAACGCGAGUGGAGACCUUUGACGGCAGGGAUUACCCUAUGAGACUCGGCAACUGCUGGCACGUGGUGAUGACCACCUUCCCGACACUCAACCCUGUCGACCACAGCGAGAAACUUCGUAUUCCCAAAGAAAUGAGCGUGACCAUCCUCGCCAGAGAGACGGAAGACGGACGCAAGGCGAUCAAGAUUCUCCUCGGCAACCAAGAGAUCCUGCUUCUGCCAGGUGAUUCCCAGCCCAAGGUCAAGCUGAACGACAAAGACAUCGAAGUCACCAAGGAUAAAAGCUACCAAGAAAGACGGAACGAUGAGAUCAUCUUCGAAAUCUUCAGACUCGCUGACGACUCCAUUGGCGUCACCUCUGAUGAACACGACAUUUACCUUGUCUAUGAUGGACAACGCAUGUCGAUGAAGGCAUGGGUCAUGUACCGCAACUCUAUCCGCGGUCUCUGCGGCAACUACGACGGCGACGCCACGAACGACUUCUGGGCCCCGAAGAACUGCAUCAUGAGGAGACCAGAGGAGUUCGUUGCUGCCUACGCCCUGACCAAGGACCAAUGCGAGGGUGAAGCCCUGGAGAUGGCCAAGAAAGUCCAUAAAUUCGAGUGCAUGCGUCAGGUGAGGAACCGCCCGAGCAACGUCAUCAGCGACGUCGACGCUGGAAGGACGAACGAGGAGAUCCAGAAGUGGGGCUACCACAAGGAGCUACAGUCCACCAACAAACGUUGCAACGUCCACAGGACCAAGGUGAUCGAGAUGGACGACAAGAUCUGCUUCUCGAUACGACCAAUCGCCGAAUGCUCAGCUUCCUGCACCGCCACCGAGACCAAGUCGAAGAACUACCAAUUCCACUGCAUGGAGAGGAACGAGGCGUCCCUGAGCAUGCAGAAGAGGGUCGAGAAGGGCGCGAACCCUGACCUCAGUCAGAAACCAGUCUCCAUGACGAAAGCAGUCAAUACUCCUCUUGCGUGCGAGGCGUGAUGCGUGCAUAACUGACACUGUUAAACGGAGACGUCUGUAUCCAGUACCCGCUAUUUUAUUUGUACAUAAGAUACGACGCGAUAUGUAUUAAUAAAAUAUACCGUUUCCAGUA
Molecule: messenger RNA, 5579 nt
Organism: Hylaeus volcanicus
Lineage: Eukaryota; Metazoa; Arthropoda; Insecta; Hymenoptera; Colletidae
Gene: Vg
Product: vitellogenin-like
Exons: 7
Coding region: 122-5467 (1781 amino acids)
Biological process (GO): lipid transport
Molecular function (GO): lipid carrier activity
Source: RefSeq, a predicted model, not a curated record